Messenger RNA from Trematosphaeria pertusa, 1974 nucleotides. RefSeq lists its product as uncharacterized. NCBI's taxonomy places the organism in Eukaryota, Fungi, Ascomycota, Dothideomycetes, Pleosporales, Trematosphaeriaceae. The record is from RefSeq and is a predicted model, not a curated record. The transcript has a single exon. Gene Ontology annotation, biological process: meiotic DNA recombinase assembly involved in reciprocal meiotic recombination; double-strand break repair via homologous recombination; meiotic joint molecule formation. Gene Ontology annotation, cellular component: Swi5-Sfr1 complex; Swi5-Swi2 complex. Bases 223 to 1773 code for a protein of 516 amino acids.
GUGAUGAUGGAGACGCAGCUCCGACGGUGAUGGUUUCACUCUUCAGGCAUCUGGCGGUCGCGUGGCGAGUGGAUAGGAGGAGCGAAUUGUUUCAAGCUGGCGGCAUUCAUGCGUCGCAUCGCACGGCUUACGUGAACGGAAAGUGGCUCGUGCUUUCAUCCGAAGGCUCCGAACCUGCAGCCUCGCCUUCCUGGCAUCACCCAUCAUCGCCAAUACACCACCAUGGCCGUCGCAGAUGGAGCCAGGGAGAUUCCCGACUCUGAAGAGGAGCCAUUGACGUCUUCGCCCGACGUCGUUUCGUAUGACGCCAUCGCGAAGCCUGGUGAAACAGCGCGCGGGCCUCCCCAAGAGCCGAGAGACGCGUCCCAAGAUGAGGCUUGCAAACACCAAGAGUCUGGCGCACUCGUAUCGCAGUCGAGCUCACAAUGCCCUGGCAGCUUGGGCGUCGAUCAGCAGAAAGCUUCAAUGGACGUCGAGCCGUCCGGAAUCGUCGAACAAGCUGACCAACAGCCUAACCUUCUCUUAGCCCAAAACAACAACUCUAACGACACUCCUCCGCUCGAGGUAAUGGCGGACAAUCAGCCAUCACCAUCAUCUGGGACUGUGACGAGCGCGGUAUUCAAUGACAAGAUAGAAUCUUCUAUCACCGUUGCGCCUCAAUCAAUGGAGCUGGAUGACGCCCAGAAAAUGAAUAACGAACGUGAGCAGGGAACUUUCCCAGCCACCCAGCAUGGCAAGAGCGAUGUAGCGGAUGGAGAUGGGCGCGAAACGAUGAAAGAAUCCCUUGAGAAGCUCCAGCCGACUGUUGCCAAAGCCAAUGCCUCAGCCCUCACCCUCGCGCAAUCAGCAGAACCUAUGGAGAUCGACAAUGCUCCCAACGUCAAUGGGCAAGACAGAACGAUCGCUACUUCGCCAAGAGACGAUUCAGCACUCCCAGAUGAAGGCGGCCCACGGGUAUCUCUGCCGCGUGAUGAGGAGGGAUCCACAGCGUCGUCUUUGACACAGAAGCCAGGUGCCUCUAGCCAAGAAUCGGAGAUGGGAGAUGCCCCUCCCAAGCCCCUUGUCCAAGAGCAGUCACUACGAGAAUCUCUGCCAGAGGACUUGCAACACCAAAAAGGCCAUAUUGACAAUGCGACUGGUGUGCCGAGAAUGGAAGCCGAUGAGCCACCUGCCGUUCUUCAGCCGCAAUCUGUUCAAAAAGGGGAGUUCCCUGUCUCGGCGCACGUCCGGAUGCCCAAGCCUUCUAUGGAUUGGAACUCAGAAGCAGAACACGGGACAACAGAGGUUCAGGGAGUCGCCGCGCCUACACAGCAGCCAACCAACGGGACCGCAUAUCCCAGGUCGGAUAUGGACGUCGAAAACAUAGACCCCACAGAGAAACCUGACUCUACAUCGCACCCUGCUUCACUCCCAAAGCUACUCGUCAGUCAACAGCAACCAGCUCCACCGAAGAACCCCCAAGAGACUACCCUGGCCGAACUAAGAGCUCAAAAAGCUGCUCUUCUCGCCUCGCUCGCGGAACUUCCAUCCAUCCAAGACCUUGUCGCCGAGGACGACUCCUCUGAAACCGCAUGUCAGGACCCUUACGCCGAGCCCACAAAUGCCGAAGUCAUGGCUGCAGCCCACAAGAUCGUCAAGAAGCACAUCAAGCUGCUUCACGAGUACAACGAAAUCAAGGAUGUGGGACAAGGCCUGAUGGGGCUCAUCGCUGACCAGCGCGGCGUGCGGAUCAUAGAGGUCCAGGAUGAGUUCGGCGUUGAUGCGAAGGACUGAGGGUUCACGGCAUCCAUUUCGGCAGGGAUUUGGUUUUCACGGCGUCACGGCGGAUUUCCAGCAUAUGAUACCCAUGUUUCUCCGUCUUCACUUUAAUUUCCUAACCUAGCGGGACGAGUUCAAAUCUAGUGUUAAAAGCCUUCAAGGAGUCUCUCUUUUCGUUCUUCUUUUCUUCGGUCCUCCGAUAGAAUAGGGCGUAGU